AUGUUUCAUUUAGCCAAUUCCUGCACGUCGCUUCAAUGCUUUUACAAAAGGUGUUUUUCAUUUGUAAAUGGCCGCAGCUACAGCGUACGCCGGUUUGUACGUGGCGUGACUACUGCGUCCUCCGGCGACUCCGCACGACCCAAACGCCCAGUGGCCUAUAUCUCCAUGGGGACGAAUUUGGGUGGUGAAAGGCGGCUUAGUAUACUAGAAAGCGCUCUUUCAAGCAUUCGGAGAGAAAUCGGCUCCCUUGACGCCUGUUCCUGCUUGUACGAAUCGCUUCCUGGCUAUGACGUGGAUCAUCGGAGCCGAGAUGAACACGACAUGUCGAUUCCGCUUCAUCUGAACGCAGUGGUGCGCGUCGAAACAGAUACAAGUGACCCCCAAGUAAUCUUGGAAACUUUGCAGCGCAUAGAGGCAAACCAUGGUAGAGACCGGUCGGCCACAGCCGGCAGAUUGCGCAGAGCAUUGGACCUGGACCUUCUGCUAUUUGAAAAUUUAGAUUCAGACAGCAUGCAGGUAAAUACCGACAACCUGACGCUGCCUCAUCCUCGACUGGCCCAGCGGAAUUUCAUCCUCUUCCCACUGUGCGACAUCAAGCCAGAUUUGGUGCAUCCCACGGAGAAGGAAACAGUUAAAAGUUUGAUUUUGAAGAACUUGCGACGCAGAGAGGAGGCGUUGCGGCAUUCCGUAUCAAGUUCAGCAGAAACUUCUGAUGCAGCUGUAAAGCUCAACCCCAAAUCGCCCUACACCCUUGACGGCAACCUUGCGAUUCCCCGCAGGUGUUUCGCAGUCAAUAACCGCCAGUUAUGGACAGUAAAGGGGGGUACAGAAUCUGCAGUUUCAGACACACUUAGAUGGAUUGAAGAAGUGCUGACAAGAUAUGGGCUUGGGGACAACUGUGAUCAGCAGGAUCCAAACUUGCCUGCGUUUGCUGGGCCCCUCCUUUCCCUCAAGCGUUUUCUUUUGCGGGAGCGACGCUCACCCAGAUUGAUGGGGGUCCUCAAUGUUACUCCCGACUCCUUCAGUGACGGCCAAAAGUACUACGACAAUGUGGAGGCUGCAUUAAGGCAUGCUCGGCGAAUGAGGGACGACGGCGCUGACAUCGUUGAUGUGGGGGGAGAGGCAACAAACCCUUUCGUGCAAGAGCAAGUGUCGGUACACUCUGAAAUACAGCGCGUGGUGCCAGUGGUCGAGGCAUUGAGGAGAGAGAUGGAAAAAGAUGUUAUUAUCUCAGUUGACACAAGGCGAAGGCCCGUGGCGGAGGCCGCGACAGCGGCCGGUGCUGACCUAAUCAACGACGUGAGCGCAGGCGAGGUGGACCCAGACCUUCUCAUGUUUGCCGCAUCCAGAGGCUUCCCGCUUGUUCUGAUGCACUCACGUGGUACUCCGCAGUCUAUGGACAGUCUGGCAGUGUACGACGAUGUUAUUGCUGAGGUGGCGAAGUACUUGACUGAUAAGACUGAGACGCUAAUUAAAAUGGGACUGCCGCGAUGGCGUCUGGUUCUGGACGUGGGUUUGGGCUUUGCAAAGACUGCCGAUCACUCCUUUGAGAUACUCCGCAGACUUCGAGAUCUUCGAACUAAACUGCCCAGCGGUCUGCCGAUGCUUGUUGGUCAUUCCCGGAAAAGGUUCAUUGAAUCGGCCAUAGCAGCUAUGCCGGACAAUCAUGCAAAACAGGAGUCACCGGGAAACAAGGCAAAUGAUGGUGAAGGAAAACUGACAGAAGCAACUAUGUCUAACCGUGACGUCGCGGGAUUAGCUGUAGCAUGUUGGGCUGCAAAGGACAACUGCGUCGAUAUCCUCAGAGUACACGAUGUAAAGCGAACAGCCGUAUUCUACUCGGUCAUGAAUGAGCUGACGAAAAAUUCAAAGACGGACGCCCUAGCCGACUUUAAGGCGAUGUUUCCUACGGAAAGUACCUAG
Eimeria necatrix is the source of this 1923-nucleotide messenger RNA. RefSeq names its product hydroxymethyldihydropterin pyrophosphokinase-dihydropteroate synthase, putative. The coding region runs from base 1 to 1923 and encodes 640 amino acids. Gene Ontology annotation, biological process: tetrahydrofolate biosynthetic process. Gene Ontology annotation, cellular component: cytosol. Gene Ontology annotation, molecular function: dihydropteroate synthase activity; 2-amino-4-hydroxy-6-hydroxymethyldihydropteridine diphosphokinase activity. The transcript is spliced from 6 exons. NCBI's taxonomy places the organism in Eukaryota, Apicomplexa, Conoidasida, Eucoccidiorida, Eimeriidae. The record is from RefSeq and is a predicted model, not a curated record.